UAAGCCUUGUUCUAUGGUCAGCUGACUGUCUUGUGAUAAGUUUCGCAUUCGUUUAAACAAUUUCCAAUAAUCUGGUAGUUUUGUGGGUGAAGUGUUGAAGGAAACAUAAAACACUACUCAAGAUGUCGAAAUUAAUUAAACUUGACGAUGAAGAAAGUGAUGGCCGAUUUGGAUAUGUCCAUAUGGUCUCUGGUCCAGUCGUUACGGCUGAAAAAAUGAGCGGAUCUGCUAUGUACGAAUUGGUCAGGGUAGGGUACAAUGAGCUCGUAGGAGAAAUCAUCCGUUUGGAGGGUGAUAUGGCAACUAUCCAAGUAUACGAAGAAACUUCUGGUGUCACUGUAGGAGAUCCCGUAUUGAGAACAGGAAAACCACUGUCUGUGGAAUUGGGUCCCGGUAUUAUGGGUUCCAUCUUUGAUGGUAUUCAGAGACCUUUAAAGGAUAUUCAUGAUUUGACCCAGUCCAUUUAUAUUCCCAAGGGCGUGAACGUUCCCGCCCUAUCUAGAACAGCGCAAUGGGACUUCAGUCCGAUUAAUAUUAAAAUUGGAUCACAUUUGACGGGUGGAGACAUUUACGGUAUGGUUCACGAAAAUACUUUAGUGAAACAUAAGCUUAUUUUGCCACCUAAGGCAAAAGGUACCAUCACUUAUAUUGCUGAACCUGGCAAUUAUACUGUCGAUGAUAUCGUUCUUGAAACUGAAUUCGAUGGUGAACGCACUAAAUUCACUAUGUUGCAAGUAUGGCCUGUGCGUCAGCCUCGUCCCUGCAGCGAAAAAUUACAAGCAAACCACCCACUUCUCACUGGACAACGUGUACUUGACGCACUCUUCCCUUGCGUGCAAGGAGGUACCACUGCCAUUCCUGGAGCUUUCGGUUGCGGCAAAACUGUAAUUUCUCAAGCUUUGUCUAAGUAUUCCAACUCCGACGUCAUCGUUUACGUCGGUUGUGGAGAAAGAGGUAAUGAAAUGUCUGAAGUACUUCGGGAUUUCCCCGAACUGACGGUCGAAAUUGAGGGUGCUACUGAAUCAAUCAUGAAGCGUACUGCAUUGGUGGCCAAUACCUCAAACAUGCCUGUAGCUGCUCGUGAAGCCUCUAUUUACACUGGCAUCACCCUAUCUGAAUACUUCCGUGACAUGGGUUACAAUGUGUCUAUGAUGGCUGACUCCACUUCCCGUUGGGCUGAAGCGUUGAGAGAAAUUUCAGGACGUCUGGCUGAAAUGCCUGCCGAUUCCGGUUACCCUGCUUAUUUGGGUGCACGUUUGGCCUCCUUCUACGAGCGUGCUGGUCGCGUUAAAUGCCUGGGUAACCCUGACAGGGAAGGAUCUGUGUCCAUUGUAGGAGCCGUAUCUCCUCCUGGGGGUGACUUCUCUGACCCUGUAACUUCCGCCACUUUGGGUAUUGUACAGGUGUUCUGGGGUUUGGACAAGAAACUGGCCCAACGUAAGCAUUUCCCUUCAGUAAAUUGGCUCAUUUCGUAUUCGAAAUACAUGCGCGCUUUGGAUGAUUUCUACGACAAGAACUUCCCGGAAUUCGUGGCUCUCAGGACCAAAGCUAAAGAGAUUUUGCAGGAAGAAGAAGACUUGUCUGAAAUUGUGCAACUGGUAGGUAAAGCCUCCUUGGCUGAAGGCGAUAAGAUCACUCUUGAGGUCGCCAAGUUGCUUAAAGAAGAUUUCUUGCAACAGAAUUCUUAUUCGGCCUAUGACAGAUUCUGUCCUUUUUACAAGACAGUCG
Dendroctonus ponderosae (mountain pine beetle) is the source of this 1728-nucleotide messenger RNA. RefSeq names its product V-type proton ATPase catalytic subunit A. Gene Ontology annotation, biological process: proton transmembrane transport; ATP metabolic process. Gene Ontology annotation, cellular component: lysosomal membrane; proton-transporting V-type ATPase, V1 domain. NCBI's taxonomy places the organism in Eukaryota, Metazoa, Arthropoda, Insecta, Coleoptera, Curculionidae. The record is from RefSeq and is a predicted model, not a curated record. Gene Ontology annotation, molecular function: proton-transporting ATPase activity, rotational mechanism; ATP binding; ATP hydrolysis activity.